UAAAAUAAAAUUUUUUUUUUCUAGCGAUAAUAUCAGAGAUAAAAAAAAGUUAUGCUAAAAGUAAGCUCCUUGUUAAAUAUAGCGACCAAACUAAAAAAUGUCUGCUCAAUCGUUAAUAUGGUAAGAAAUAAUAGUUUGCAUAUGAUACAUUAUCCUGAACAAAUUAGGAUUAAUUUACAAGAAUCAUCUGCAGGCAGGAUACAGACAGUAUAGCCAAAAUCGAGAAGCUGUAGUUUUUCCAGGCAUACAAAGCCAUUAUACCGAAGAAAUGGUAUUUAGCGAUAUACAAAAUGAGGAAAAGAUGGAUACAUUCCGUAUUAUGAAUUUAAAAGGCAAAGUUAUAAAUAAAACAAUGGAGCCUGAUCUUUCCAAUGAAACAUUAGUAAAGAUGUAUAAACACUGCAUUAUUCAUAAACAUAUGGAUAAAAUUAUGCAUGAACUGCAAAGGCAAGGACGAAUAUCAUUUUAUAUGACAAGUCGGGGAGAGGAAGUUUUACAAACCGGUUCAGCAGCUGGUUUCCAUCCUGAAGAUUUGCUAUUUGGUCAAUAUAGAGAGGCUGGAGUUAUAUUUUGGAGGGGCUUUUCUGUUUAUGAUAUGAUUUCACAAUGUUAUAGUAAUAAUUCUGAUCUAUUGAAAGGAAGGAAUAUGCCCGUUCACUAUGGAAGUAAAGAACACCAUUUUGUACCCAUGUCGUCUUGUUUGGGAACGCAAAUUCCUCACGCUGUUGGAGUUGCCUAUGCAAACAAAAUUAAAAAUAAGAACCUCUGCUCUGGUGUAUAUUUUGGCGAAGGUGCCUCGUCGGAAGGUGAUGCUCAUGCCGCUUUCAAUUUCGCUGCCGUUUUGAAAUGCCCCGUUAUUUUUAUAUGCCGAAACAAUGGUUACGCAAUAUCUACACCUACCAAAGAUCAAUACUCGGGUGACGGACUAGCUGCUAGAGCUAAAUCUUAUGGAAUAUCAACGAUUAGAGUUGAUGGAAACGACAUAUUAGCUAUGUACGCCGCAACAAAACAAGCAAGAGAGUUAGCGGUUAAGAAAAACAAGCCCUACUUUAUAGAGGCUUUGGCCUAUAGACUAGGAGACCAUAGUACAUCGGACGAUAGUACUGUAUAUAAAAAUGCCGAAGAGCAAGAGUAUUGGCUAGUACAAGGGGAUCCAAUUCCUAGAUUUCGUAAAUAUUUACAAGAUAAAGGCCUAUGGGAUGAUAAAACGGAAGAAUCAUUCAAUAAAGAGGCUAAAAAGGAGGUCCUAACAGCUUUUAAGAAAGCCGAUAAACAAUUAAAACCAAAUCCCAAUUUUAUGUUUACCGACGUUUACAAAGAAAUGCCAGAAAGAUUGCAAAAUCAGCAUCAAGAUUGGAGAAAACAUAUUUUAGAAAAUGCCGAUAAAUAUCCAUUGGCCAACCAUGAUCAAUUUUAACAUAAAAAAUGAAUAAAUUAGAAACAACAACAUGAAAUAAGAACACUAAUUAAACUAAUGACAAUGACAACAAAAUAACACUAGAUAAACAAAUAGAACAAGGGGUAUAUGUAUAUCUAUGCAAAUAUAUAGAUUAACUUGAAUUUAAUACAUAAUUUUCAUAUAAAAAAUA
Messenger RNA from Dimorphilus gyrociliatus, 1589 nucleotides. The record is from the annotation of a GenBank genome assembly. NCBI's taxonomy places the organism in Eukaryota, Metazoa, Annelida, Polychaeta, Dinophilidae.